CUCUGCAAAAAAAUUUAUUUUUUAUAAAUUACUCAGCAAAGCAUUACUCAGCAUUAAACUGCUCCUUUGCAGUAAAUGAUUUCGCGGACGGGAGUAUCAAGUAAGGCUGAGCACAUCUACCGAUAAGAAUCUCGUAGUAUAUCGUGUAGAACAAUGGAAGAGCAUCAAGUUUUAUUUCUUUAUUCUCCUUGUAAUAAUACGAAAAAAAAGUAUAUCAAUUUACUGCGUUAUUCGUUUGAGCAAUACAUUCCGAUGUAUGAAAUAUAUAAAAUAUAGAAGUCAUCAUGAAGAAAAUGAUGACCGAGAUAAAAAAGAAUUCAUGUUCAUUGGUGAUAUGACAGAUGCGACAGCUGAUUUCUUCGUAUCCCUAUCAAGGCUGCUUUCCGAUCAACUUUCGGUCACGAUCGUCAGGCUCGUGUGAACGUGCGUGCCUCGCCAGACGUGUUUCACGUUCACAUUUCCAGUGUUAUAACAAUUAUGAAAUUUUAAAUUUUACGUGACUGUCGUCGAAUUGAAAAUGUGUGACGGUACAUAGGUAUAAUAAUAACAAUAAUAAUAACAAUAAUUCUAAUAACAGCGCCUGUAACGCAGCCUGCGGCAAGUGGAUCGAGAGAGCGGCGUGUACGGCACUGAACGUGGCAUCGCUCGCGAGUGCGCUGGUGUUCGGCGGAGAGUCUGCAAUAAACAAACUCUGAAAUAUCUCUGAGAGAAGAAAGCGUACGUACAUAUAUAUAUAUAUAUAUAUAUAUAUAUGUAUACAUACAUAUAUGUAUAUACACGUAAAUCCACCACGUUUGUUCUGUGAAAAGCGAUCACGCUCUUCGGCGAUAGUAAUUCAGGACGUAGAACGCAGGUGUGUUUCACGAGCAAACAGAGCAGCUUGGUGUUAGAGUAGGCUGAACGAUGGGCAGUACAGACAAGGCCGUGAUCACGGGGUUCAUAUGCAGGCUUUGCAGCAAGAUGAACCGCUUCGUAAUUCAUAUCUACGGCGAGGAGGGCGAAAGGAUGAAGCUCGCCGAGAAGAUUAACACCUACCUGCCGAUCACGGUAAAUAUGAAUGAUCCGCUGCCAAAGACUGCAUGCUUACACUGCAUCGAACGAUUAGAGGCGCAUCACGAGCUAAUGGAACAGAUCAUGUUCACCAGACGGAGAUUGAACACCGACAAUAAAGCGGCCGCAGUAGCGUCUUCCUCUGCAACAACUAUCGACACAUCCCCGACAUCCGGUCCACCUCCAUGUUGACAUGUGCAAUGAGAAAUAGUAAACCUCUAUGCUCAAUGCACCAUUCGCCAAGAUUGGAUAAUUCCUGUAUAAUUUCUCAUUUUAUUUAAGCUAAUAGUCAACGAGUGAAAUAUGUUAAGAGAAGGAUAGCGGAUAAAGUAAAGUAAUGUCAAGCUACACAUUUUUUCCAUGUAAUAUAACAUCAUCACGUAACAUUCACAUAUAUUCGUUUCAACAACAAAUAUUCUUUCACAACGUUAGAACUUUGAAAAUUAUUCAGUGCCAAUGUCCGUUCCUGUUGCGAGGGAACAAGUUGUGAAACAUGUUGAAAAAUCUUUGGUCGAACAAAAGUAUCUUUUUUUACACAAUGUCAUAUGUAGGUAGCGUUUUGUCAAUUUGAAUAUGAAAUCAUGUAAAGUCACAAAUUGAGAUAAAACUCAAUUGAUGUAUGGUUAUUAAUGGGCGAGCUAAUUUGUAAGAAAGUGAUGUUUUAAAUGCAAAAUGUUAUGGGCGAGCGCAAUAAUGUUAAAAUAA
Messenger RNA from Linepithema humile (Argentine ant), 1755 nucleotides. RefSeq lists its product as uncharacterized. Gene Ontology annotation, molecular function: zinc ion binding. Gene Ontology annotation, cellular component: nucleus. The record is from RefSeq and is a predicted model, not a curated record. NCBI's taxonomy places the organism in Eukaryota, Metazoa, Arthropoda, Insecta, Hymenoptera, Formicidae.